Aaosphaeria arxii CBS 175.79 is the source of this 2436-nucleotide messenger RNA. RefSeq lists its product as uncharacterized. NCBI's taxonomy places the organism in Eukaryota, Fungi, Ascomycota, Dothideomycetes, Pleosporales. The transcript has a single exon. Bases 150 to 2159 code for a protein of 669 amino acids. The record is from RefSeq and is a predicted model, not a curated record.
AGCUGGGCACCUCCUUAAACUCAGCCUUAAGGCCUCCCCACCCACACCCCCAACGACCUGCGACGCCCACCAUCGCUUGGACCCAUCUUUCGUUUACUGGCCUUUGACAUCCUCCAAAACGCGUUCACUUCCAUCUCUCUUCCAUCAACAUGGCGGACCAUCAGCCUCAGGUGUCGUCUAUUAAAUCGCGCAUUGCCGCCCUCAAUCUAGAGGAGGUUCACGCCCCGAAACCUGGCAUCAAACCCUCGUAUUCAUACGAGCAUGCAGCAGCAAAGAAGAAGCCACCACCACCUCCCCCAACCAACCGACCGUCUGUUCAGGGCCGACAGCAGACCGUAAACAAUCCUCCCAUCGUUAAUCACCUUUCCCCCGCUGGACGACCCAUUGGCAACCAGCCAGUCGAGCAUCAUGCCGACACCCCAAGGAUCUCGCCCGCGCUUCCGCCGCGCCCACCACCUCGCAACAAUCCACCUCCAAGCCUGCCCGAGCGCAAGAAUUCGGACCAGAUGCUCAAGCGCCGCGAUUCACUCGAGUCCAUUUCGACAAUUGCUUCUGGCACGUCGAGCCUGUCCCUUGGAUCGUCCAUGACGAGCGUCAGCGGAGGCUUCCGUGACGAGAUUUAUCGCGUCCGAGCCCCAGCGUACGACCCUUCCAAGUUGCCGCCCUUGCCGGCGAAGAAAGAGCCAGAUGAGCCCAAGCUCAGUGCUACACGAAGUGCGAUGAAGUCUAAAUCUACCCUUACGACUGCCAGCAGGGCUUUGCCUCCUCAACUGUCUCAAGCAAUUCCGCCACCCCCACCGGCUCGUUCGGCCACUCAACCACUGCGAACGACUCCACCACCCCUCCCCAAUAGGCCAACCCUUCCCCCUCGGGAUGCCCCGAAGAGUCAAGAAAACGUUGCGCCCCAGCCUCCAAAGCGAGCAAAUGUUGUGCGACCUUCAGCACUCUCGUGGGGUUUGAACAAGUCGACGGAGACCCCUCCACCUUUGCCAGCGAGCCGGCCAACAGAGAGUGCACCGCCCGUCGCAAAUGGCCCUCCCCCGAUUCCAAUGGGCUCCCGACCGAACCUUGCAGCAAUCAUGGCUUCCAAGCCAAAACCAUCAGCGCUUAACACGUGCCUCAGGUGCCGUGAUUUCUCAGGCCCAGAUAGCCAUGCCGCCAAGUUUCCACGACAGAACCUCCAGUCUUCGGACAUUGCCUGGCUUGCCCAUCAGUUGACCAGCCCAUUCCCAUCAGCUACCGACAAGGCCCGCGUUAUCUUUACAUGGCUCCAUCACAACAUUGAAUACGACGUCCAGGCGUUCUUUAACAACAAUGUCCAGCGACGCACGCCCGAAAAUACUUUGACUUCCGGUUUGGCAGUCUGCGAGGGUUAUGCUGGUCUUUUCGCCGCACUGGCCUUGAAGUCUGGACUGGAGGCAGUCGUGGUUGGUGGAAAUGGAAAGGGGUUCGGCCACUCACCACUGAAGCCUGGUGAGCCCGUUCCUAAGUUCUCAUGCGGACAUGCCUGGAACGCAGUUCGUAUUGAUAAUGGGGAAUGGAAACUCAUUGAUCCCUGCUGGGGUGCGGGUGUCGUGAACGGCCCCGGCCAACCAUACUCGAAGAGAUUCAACCCCGCCAUGUUCACCAUGGAUAACAAUGAGUUUGGCUGGAAGCAUUUCCCCGAAGACAGCAAGUACUUCUUCCGAACAGACGGCCGACCAACCAUCUCUUGGGAGGAGUACUGCCUCGACGACGUCCCCGAACGGUUGCAGGUCUAUGGCCCUGCCACGCCCGAGCACAAUAUCGGAGAGCGCUCGUUCCAACCUGAGAGAAAGCAAAUCAAAGUCCACGAUCCCCAGAACCCAACCGUGCGAUUUCAGUUCGCUACUGUGUGCCCGCACUGGGAUCACGAAAGAAACGGAAAGGGCAAGCCUUAUGUCAUGGUCUUGAACUACGGCGAAACAGAGUGGACAGCUUUCGAGACGGACGGCAGGGUCUGGUGGCUCGAUAUCAAGCGCUCUGAUCUCGGCGCGCCUGGCCAAAAGGUCAGUGUGUUCUCGGUCGACAAGAUCGAGGGCAAGGACGCGCGCGGUGUGAGUGUAGAUGAGUACAGACGAAAGAUUGGACGGGUCGGAAUGGGCCCGUUCGGAGGUGUGGCCAUGUGGGAGUUGGUCUGAUCAGUUUGCGGUGGAGCGUAUGGAUACCCUAGGAUUUUGCAUUUGGAUUCGGUCAUUUUCAUUCCCUCUAUUGAAUGUCCUCUCACUCGGCGCAUGGAGGACCCCACACAUUUCACAACAGUCAUGAAUUUCUUAUGUGCAUUUUCUUUGGUGCAUUUUCUGCCUUCAAUCAACGGGUGAAGGCGCAAGGGCUGCUAUAUAGAAGUAGUAGUAUUUGGCUACAAUAUAAGAAUAUUGAGCGGUAUCAGACUCUUGUUUCCAGUUGCAGGAUUCUGCA